AUGUCCCACAUCUUCAUCAACGCCAUCAUCCUGGGCUACUGCAUCCUCUACAUCGGCGACUGGGGCUGGUCCAAGGUCAAAUGGUCCAUCGACAUGGAGAACUUCCCCAUCAGCCUCGGCGUCAUCGUCUUCUCCUACACCUCCCAAAUCUUUCUGCCCACGCUGGAAGGCAACAUGGAGGAUCCCAGCAAGUUCCAGUGGAUGCUGGACUGGUCCCACGUGUGGGCUGCGGUCUUCAAGGCUGCUUUCGGUUACGUCUGCUUCUUGACCUUCCAGAACGACACGCAGCAAGUCAUCACCAACAAUCUACCGUCAGCAGGCUUCAAAGGGCUCGUCAACAUCUGCUUGGUGGUUAAAGCGCUGCUGAGCUAUCCUCUGCCUUACUACGCGGCUUGCGAGCUUCUGGAAAGAGCUUUCUUCAAGGGCAAACCGAAAACACCCUUCCCCUCGAUUUGGGCGCAAGAUGGGGAAUUGAAGGUCUGGGGAUUGGCUUGGAGGAUCGGGGUGAUUGUUUUCACCAUUCUGAUGGCUUGCUUCAUACCGCAUUUCUCUAUACUGAUGGGGUUUAUUGGGAGCUUCACGGGUACGAUGCUCAGCUUCAUUUGGCCCUGUUAUUUCCAUUUGAAGCUGAAGAGGAGCACCAUGGACUCCAAGACUAUCGCUCUAGAUUAUUUCAUUAUUUUCCUGGGGUUCUUGUUCGGGAUCAUUGGUAUUUUCGAUUCUGGAAAUGCUCUCAUCAAAGCCUUCGCUAUCGGUCUUCCAUUUUGAAGGGUCAGAGUGGUUCAUGCAGAGCUUUAGAUGUUAGGAACUGGUUACAGUUACAUCUUCCUUAUUGCGAUUUUUAUAUCAUGAAUUAAACCAAUUUCCAUAAUUUACUUCAAGAACGAUUAACGAAGUCUGUGUACAACAGAAGACAGAAAAGUCAGAAAACUGACACUGCUUGCAUCCAUAGACUUGCUAAAUUCAACAGUAAUUUCCACCAAGGUCACGUACUUUGCGCGGAUUGGUGAAUUUGAUCAGUUGAAAAAUCAUUUGAUGAAGAUUCAUCAGUUGGUGAAUUCAUCAACACAGUAAUCUUUUUGAUUGCGAUUGCUGAUGGAUGUAGUAGGAACCAAGGCAACAUGUGGGUAUGAUGAGGACAUCAAAACUAAAAUAGGUGCUCACCCUCCUCAGUAUCACAGUCUUACUCCACACCUCUCAAAUAGUUCGUUUUGUGGAUAGUAGGGAAGAAAGUAGGUCAUGGAUAGUAAAUUUUGAACCUUCGCUUAAAAAUAAUACCGUCACCAACCCGAAAUUUAACGACAUGCCUUUAUCGUGAACGAGUUUGCAAUAUGACUUAUCGAAAAUCCCGUGCUACCCACAGUACUUCAUAAUUUAAGCGGCUACGAUAGUCACUUUCUGAUAAGGAAAAUCGCUAAUAAGAAACAUGUUAUGGUUGAGGUUGAAAGCUUGUCUGAAAGUAUUUCAGUGCAAAAGAUGAUAAAAUAUCAUGAAGCAUAGCAUUGAUUUCAAUUGGCGCGAAAUUUAUCUACAUGUGUAAUGAUCCUUAGAAGCGCAAUAAAAACGAUCCACUCCACGAUUUGAAUAAAU
Molecule: messenger RNA, 1590 nt
Organism: Phaedon cochleariae (mustard beetle)
Lineage: Eukaryota; Metazoa; Arthropoda; Insecta; Coleoptera; Chrysomelidae
Source: the annotation of a GenBank genome assembly